CAUCCGUGAAGGAGCCCCCGAGGCCCACCCUCUUGUCUGACGGCAGCCUGGCCCUCUCCAGGAAUGCCGGCAUGACCGUCUCGCAGAAGGGGAGUCCACAGCCAGCACCCAGCCAAGCGGGAACAGGGGCAAGACUCGGACCAGUCAUAGGAGAGAUGGAUGAAGCCGACUCUGUGUUUUUGAAAUUUAAGCAGGCAGCUGACGACUCCCUUUCACUUACAUCCUCGAAUGCCGAGUCCAUUUUUGUAGAAGACCCCUACACUGCCUCACUGAGGAGUGAGAUCGAAUCGGAUGCCCAUGAGUUCGAGGCCGAGUCCUGGAGCCUGUCUGUGGACCCGGCGUACGCAAAGGAACAAAAGAAGGAGGUGGCGAAGAGACAGGAUGUGAUUUAUGAGCUGAUACAGACGGAGGUGCACCACGUGCGGACGCUCAAGAUCAUGCUGAAGGUCUACUCCAGGGCCCUGCAGGAGGAGCUGCAGUUCAGCAGCAAGGCCAUCAGCCGCCUCUUCCCGUGUGCAGACGACCUGCUCGAGGUGCAUGGCCACUUUCUCUCUCGGCUAAAGGAACGCCGCCGGGAGUCCCUGGAAGAGGGCAGCGACCGGAAUUACAUCAUCCAGAAAAUCGGGGACCUCCUGGUACAGCAGUUUUCAGGUGAAAAUGGAGAGAGAAUGAAAAAGAAAUAUGGUGUCUUUUGUAGUGGACACAACGAAGCAGUCAGUCAUUACAAAUUGUUGCUGCAGCAAAAUAAGAAAUUUCAAAACUUGAUCAAGAAAAUCGGCAGCUCUUCCAUCGUGAGACGCCUUGGCGUGCAGGAGUGCAUUCUUCUGGUCACUCAGCGCAUAACCAAGUACCCCGUGCUGGUGGAGCGCAUCAUUCAGAACACGGAAGCUGGCUCCAAGGACUACGAAGACCUGACCCAGGCCCUGAACCUCAUCAAAGACGUUAUCUCACAAGUGGACACCCAGGUCAGCGAGUGCGAGAAAGGCCAGCGCCUCAGAGAGAUCGCAGGGCGGAUGGACCUGAAGUCCUCCAGCAAGCUCAAGAACGGGCUGCCCUUCCGCAAGGAGGACAUGCUGCAGCGGCAGCUGCACCUGGAAGGCACGCUGGCCUGGAAGACCACAGCGGGGCGCCUGAAAGAUGUCCUUGUCGUCCUCUUGACCGAUGUGCUGUUGCUGCUACAAGAAAAGGAUCAGAAGUACGUCUUUGCUUCUGUGGACUCGAAGCGCCCCGUCAUCUCAUUACAAAAGCUCAUUGUGAGGGAAGUAGCCAACGAGGAAAAAGCCAUGUUUCUGAUCAGCGCCUCCCUGCAAGGGCCUGAGAUGUACGAGAUUUACACCAGUUCCAAAGAGGAGAGAAAUGCCUGGAUGGCACACAUCCGAAGGGCCGUUGAGAGCUGUCCGGACGACGAGGAAGGGCCCUUCAGCGAGGCUGAAGAGGAGAGGAAGGUGGUGGAGGCCCGCGCCCUGAGGCUGAGGGACUUCCAAGAACGACUGAGCCUGAAGGACCAGCAGAUCGCACAGAGCCUGCGAGAGAAGCAGCAGAUCUUCGUGGAGAUGGCCGAGAUGAGUGGCCUGGACGACUCGGCUCAGCCGCGCCUCCUCUUCCGCGGAGGGGACCUCGCAGAGAACCUGCAGGGCGAAUGGAUCCUCAAGUCAGCCAUGACCGAGAUUGCAGACAUCCAGAGCCUCAUCUGCAGGCGGCUGGGCGGCACCAGUGGCCAGGCAGAUGGGGGUGCCUCUGCGGGCCUGCACCAGAGGGCAGAGGCCUUUGGAGGCUCCGACAGCACCAGCGACCCUGGCAAGAGUGACAGUUGUAGGAAGAAGGUAUGCGGCAGUGACCUCAGCCCAGGAGACUGGCAAGACCCUGUGAGCAGUCCAGAUGCGAAGCUCGGCGACACCCCAGGCGCCUCUGAGGAAGCACCAUGGGCGGUGGAGGCACCAGGCACUGAGUCUGGCCCCCGUCUGCCCACUGUCCUGGAGUUGGAGCUUGUCCAGCGAAUCCAGACACUGUCCCAGCUGCUCCUGAGCCUCCAGGCGGUCAUCACCCAGCAGGACAGCUACGUGGAGAUGCAGAGGGCCUCCAUCCAGGAGCGCGAGAAGCAGUUCCGGCUGCAGUCGACACGCGGGAACCUGCUGCUGGAGCAGGAGCGGCAGCGCAACUUCGAGAAGCAGCGAGAGGAGCUGGCGGGCGUGCAGAAGCUGCAGAGCCAGCUGCGGCUGGAGCAGCAGCGCUGGGAGCGCCAACGGGAGCAGCAGCAGCAGGAGCUGGACCUGGCCUUGGCCCACCUACAGCAGCGCCAGAGCGAGGCAGCGCGGCUGCAGGAGCAGCAGGCCCAGGAGCGCGCUGAGCUGGAGCAGCAGCGCCAGGCCUACCAGCACGACCUGGAACGGCUUCGGGAGGCCCAGCGCCUCGUGCAGCGCGAGCGCGAGCAGCUAGAGCUGCUGCAGAGGCUCAAGAAGCAGAACACAGUGCCCAGGGCGCUGCCACCUGAGCUGCCCACAGAGGCCCAGCCCCCAAGCCACGCCCCCAGCUUCAACGGGGAGGGGCUGGAAGGCCCUGAGCGCCCCGAGGUGGCUCGCCGGGACAGCACCCCAGCCGAGAGCCGGCCGGCCAGGAGCGACGUGCCUAUCCAGCUGCUGAGCACCACCAACCAGAUCCAGAGGCAGGCGGCCGUGCAGCAGCAGAUCCCCACCAAGCUGGCUGCCUUCACCAAGGGCGGCAAGGACAAGGGCAGCAAGAGCAGGGGCUCCCAGCGCAGUGAGAGUUCAGCUUCGUUCGACCUGAAGCAGCAGCAGCAGCUUUUCAGCAAACUCACGGGCAAGGAGGAGUAUGUCUCUCGGAGCCACAGCUCACUGAGUCCCGUCCGGCGCAGCAGCCACCGCUCCGCAUCCCCCCAAGACCUCUCCUGCCAGGCGCCCAGCCCAGCCGUGGAGGACACGUCCCCCGAGUGUCCCCCCUUCCUGCCCAUGCCGGGGCCCCUUACCCCACUCGACAAGGAAGAAGCGAGCAAAGAAGACGUCAUCUUCUUCUAGGGCCAGCAGCUUGAGGUGCUGUGCUCUCUGGGACUCGCCGGCUGCCCUCCCCCUGCCCAGCACACCACCAUGGAUGACCCCCUGGCCAGGCUUGGGGUCGGGGUCGGGCCCGCCUGUCGUUUCCAGGCUCUUGCUGUGGGAUUGAUCAUCAGUGGUGCCUUUUUUUAUACAAAAAGGGACAUUUUUAAUCGAAGGCUGAACCUAAGCUAACUGAGGAGCUAUUUUAAUGGCAGCCCCCGCUUGGGUAGGGAGAGACCCACUCCAAGCAGUUUUUCCAAGGUAGUGACAGACUGGGGGUCCCACACGGAGCCUGACGACGGGCCAGACCUCGGUCUGUGGAGGAGGGGCCACCCCACAGCCGUUAGGAGACACUGGAGCUGGACUGGUCAUUAGGGCAGCGGAAGGGCCAGGGUAGUGUCAGCUGUCUCCCUUGGCAGAAUCAAAGCCGAGAUGUACAUGGGUUCAUGGUGAGCCUCAAGGCGAGGGUACAGGCAAGACGAGGGCGUACACAGCCCAGGGACAGAGGGCCCCCAGGGCAGAGUGGCUGGAAAGGAUGGCCAGUUGUACUCAAGUGAGUUCUUUAGGGCAGAACUCAUCUCGAAGGGGUCUGACUGGAACCCGUGUUAAUUUAGUGGGUUUUUUAAAACCUGCUGUAGUCGAUCUCCGUGCUUCCCCAGGCACCUCACCGAGUCCACGUGGCUCUCCAGGUGCUCGGCCUGGGGAAGCCAAAUCAAGAGGUUUGGCCAGGCCAGCAGGCCCCAAAGUCCCGGCCCCCAGCAGGGGGCCCUCGGUCCCCAGGAGAUGAGCUGGUUUUCCCAGGGCCUCCAAGAGGAAGUCCCAGGGCUGGUCUCCGGUGCUGAUGGGCUGAUGCAGAUACAGCACAGAGCAGAGCGGUGGCGCUGCCAGUGAAGGUGACACGCUGGGAGCACAUGUGGCCUGGAGACCUCCAGUGGGCAGGUGGCCACCUCACAGGCCCACACAUCCAGUGAGCUGCUGUCGCGGGCUGUCCCCUUAUCCCUGGAAGAGGGCAAGGGCCACCAGUCCACUCGCAAGGCUGUGGGUGUUGGGUGGUGUCACGUCAGGGUGGUGGCUGAGCCAGAGCCACGUCCCACCUCUGGCCAAACACAAGCUCGGGUGCUGGUGCAGGAAGGGGGCAUGACUCACUUUUCUGCAUCCCAGGCUCCCUCCACCGGCCCAGAGCCCAGCACCUCCCAAAGCGUUGGCAGGAUGGGUCCUGGGCUGUCCAGGAGUUGGGGCACCACAGGGUCAAGGUGACACAGCCAGUGAGUGACGAGCUGACAGCAGCCGUUCAGAACCACUCCGGCCCCAGCCCCCGCUGGCCCUGACCCUCAACUCUGCCUACGGGACCAGCAGCAUCAGCAAGGACCAAAGAGACGUAUCCUCCGUCCCCCGGACACGAGAGCCCGUCUGUGCUGGAUCUGUAGUCAGUGUUUUGUGUUUUUGUACUGAGACGAAUCAGAGCACUUUAGAGAAUUCUCCUUUACUUCCUGUCCUUUUGUGACGAGUGCAUUCCUGGGCCUCAGGCACACAGGUCCUCGAAAGAGACGUCCAAGGCUUCUCCUCGGCAUGUGGUGGGGUCUCCACUCAGGCCGUGCAGCGGGCAGGUCUUCGGCACGUUCUCUGGCCAGUAGCCUGCGGUGACUCCUGGGUAGGGCCCGGUUUUAUUUGUAAAGUUGGCGGCUGAGCAGUGUUACUCCUGCGGGAUCUGGGUACAUCUUUGGUAACUUUGACAUGAUCUCGGUCCACCCAGUGAUGCUAUGAUCGCAGCAUGUCCUCAUGCGGGAUGUUUCAGAACUGCCUUAGCGCUCAAGCCUGAUUCUAGCAAUAAAGGUGUCUGAAGACGAA
This is a messenger RNA of Myotis brandtii (Brandt's bat), 4898 nucleotides long. Its product is annotated as rho guanine nucleotide exchange factor 18. Lineage: Eukaryota; Metazoa; Chordata; Mammalia; Chiroptera; Vespertilionidae. The transcript is spliced from 19 exons. Gene Ontology annotation, molecular function: guanyl-nucleotide exchange factor activity. Gene Ontology annotation, biological process: small GTPase-mediated signal transduction. The coding region runs from base 72 to 3032 and encodes 986 amino acids. The record is from RefSeq and is a predicted model, not a curated record.